Ceratitis capitata (Mediterranean fruit fly) is the source of this 3406-nucleotide messenger RNA. Its product is annotated as unc-112-related protein. The record is from RefSeq and is a predicted model, not a curated record. The coding region runs from base 397 to 2535 and encodes 712 amino acids. NCBI's taxonomy places the organism in Eukaryota, Metazoa, Arthropoda, Insecta, Diptera, Tephritidae. Gene Ontology annotation, cellular component: cell-substrate junction. Gene Ontology annotation, biological process: cell-matrix adhesion; integrin-mediated signaling pathway. Gene Ontology annotation, molecular function: integrin binding. The transcript is spliced from 3 exons.
UUUGACGCGUUGGAGUAAUUAAGAUUGCUAUUUAAAUUCGAAAAGGGAGUGAACAAAAAGAUAUCCGUAAAAUAUCUAAAAAUAUAUGUGUGUUAUAUUGUAAAUCGUAUUAAUUUAAUAUAUUAAAAAGUGAAUAUAUAUAUAAUGGAUCUAAAAUACUAUGAUCAGUGCGAGUUCCAAACACAUUUACCAUUUCAAUAAGCAAAAUUGCCUGCUUAAAAAAACAUCUGCUACACUGGAAGAUAAGCAAUUCCGUUGAGUUGCAAAUAUUUGAAUACGGAGGCGAAAUAUGUACAUGUAUUAGCACAGAUUUUCAAUUCUGCUUCAUAAAGGGAGAAUAAUAUUUGUUGAUAUCAUUUAUAUAAAUUUACGUUCCGAUCUUCAAACACAAGAGCAAUGAUUCAUGUCGGAGAGAAUUCUUGGAAUCUUCGGAUUUUUAUCACCGAUCUACGUAUUGAGAAAACUUUGCGAGUUCGAGGUGAUCAACACAUUGGAGGUAUUAUGCUGCAACUUGUUGAACCAGAAAAUCCGAAAGAUUGGUCAGAUCACGCCCUCUGGUGGCCAGCGAAAAAUGUAUGGUUGACGAGAACCCGGUCAACUUUGGAUCAGGUGGGUGUACAAGCUGAUUGUAUACUACACUUCACACCAAUGCAUAAAACUCUUCGAGUUCAAUUACCAGACUUACGAUAUUUGGACUGUAGGGUCGAUUUUUCAAUCAAAACCUUUGCUUCAAUAGUCAAUCUCUGUAAAGCACUUGAUAUUCGAUAUCCCGAGGAAUUGUCCUUUUGUAAACCAAUUGAGUCCGAGCAUUUAAAAAAAAAUUUUUCAAAACUACCGCAAAAGGCAAUACCUGUGGCAGACUUAGAUGGGACAACAUAUCUACAACCCGCUCCAGACACAAAUUCUUUCAUCCCCAUUAAUUCUGCAUUCAAUGGUAGUAAUGGUAGUCUUGAUAAGCAUCAGAACGAAAAUUUUUUGUGCGCACCGGUAUCGCCUUAUGCAUCGACACCGCGACGUGGACCCAGUGGAACUGCCCCAAGUACGCCUAUCAGCUCACCUACAGGUACUUGGAAACAAAGCAAUAAUGGAUACACCACAAUAGAUUCGUCUUCUAGUCUAGGCGACAUUCAAGAAAAUUUAGCAUGUUCUCCUAGGUCACCAAGUCCAGAUGUCCGUGCGAGGCUUUUACGUCCGCGGUCUUUAAUAGAAAAAGCUCGUAUGAAUGUGGGAUGGCUGGAUUCCUCACUUUCAAUAAUGGAACAAGGUAUUCGUGAAUACGAUACCCUUUGUUUGCGCUUCAAGUAUUAUACAUUUUUCGACAUCAAUCCAAAAUAUGAUCAAAUACGUAUAAAUCAGUUAUAUGAACAAGCCAAAUGGUCGAUAUUAAAUGAGGAGAUCGAGUGCACUGAAGAAGAAUCACUUAUGUUUGCUGCACUCCAAUUUCAAAUAAAUUAUCAAGCAGAUUCUCAUUCUUCGAAACUGGAUGUAGUAGACUCUGGUAAUGGCGAAAAUGGAACGUACGAUGAUAUUGACACUGCGCUAAAUGAAUUGCAGAUUACAUUGGAAGGCCCAAAUGCCACUACAGAAGUCAGCAACAUAACAAAAAUUCCCGAACUUUCAGACUAUUUGAGAUUUCUGAAACCUCGUAAAUUUACAUUAAGAGGAUAUAAAAGAUAUUUCUUUGCAUAUCGGGAUCUUCAUCUUCAUUUGUACAAAACUGCUGAAGAUUCUCGUCGCGGAGCACCAGAGAUUACCAUCAACCUACGUGGAUGCGAAGUAACCCCCGAUGUUAAUUUAACUCAAGGAAAAUUCUCCAUUCGUUUGGAAGUCUCUCCAGAAGGUCACAGUGGGCCGAACAGUGAAGUGUGGGUACGUUGCGAUACAGAAGAACAAUAUGCAAGAUGGAUGGCUGCUUGUCGAUUAGCAUCCAAAGGGCGUUCCCUUGCCGACAGCUCAUACGAAAGUGAGGUGGCCAGUAUUCGCUCUUUUCUGAGUAUGCAGAAACCAGUUCAAGGUGUUGCGGUUAACGUAGAUCCACGAAGUAUUGAUGCUAAUGACUACUUGUCGCCGAGAAUGUUACGUAAAAUGUCGAAUAAAGCAGCACAAAGGAUUUUGGAAGCUCAUGCAAACGUACGUAAGCUGGGAUUAAUAGAGGCAAAGCUUAAAUAUAUAGAGGCAUGGCAAUCAUUGCCUGAUUUUGGCGUAACACUAUUUGUUAUUAAAUUUGACGGACAUAAAAAGGAAGAACUUCUUGGGGUAGCACAUAAUCGUAUUAUGCGAAUGGACCUUAACACAGGAGACCAUAUUAAAACAUGGCGCUACAAUACUAUGAAGGCCUGGAAUGUAAACUGGGGUAUAAAAUGCAUGAUGAUUCAGUUUCAUGAUGAAACUGUAGUCUUUUCGGUUCAAUCUGCUGAUUGUAAAGUCGUUCACGAAUUUAUCGGAGGGUAUAUAUUUAUGUCCAUGCGUUCAAAGGAAAAUAAUCAAACAUUAAAUGAAGAAUUGUUCCAUAAAUUGACUGGAGGAUGGGCAUAAAAUAAAAUAUGUAGUCGUCAUCCAGUAUUUCGUAUACAUGAUAUUUUGUACAUACAUUUUUACAUAUGCUAACAAAUAUAUGACUUAUAUAAUAAGUCAUUUGGUGACUCUAAAUAAGCAAACAUUGUAAAUUACAGCGUUUCGGUUUUUCUCAAACGCCAUAUUACUUUUUUUUAUAUAGACAAAUGUCUAAUAUUCACUUCAUUUUCUGGAAAAAUAAAUAGCACAUUUAAACAAAUUGGUAAACAAAUCUACAUACAGUAUAGUAUAGAAUAUCGCAUUCGUUCUACUGGAUUACACUGCAUUUAUAUAUGGUAGAAAAGAAUGUCUGCUGCGGAAACGACGUUCAAAAUGGUUAUAAAAUAAGAUACAAAGCCAAACUAAUUUAACUUGUUUAUUUCUGAGGUGCCUAAGUCGUAUUUUUCUACUUGAGGCUAUUAAACCUCACGCAUUAAUUAUAACUACCAUUAACAUUAUACCAGUUCAAAAAUGUUGUACCUUUCGAAAAAGCGCAUACAUAAAUGCAAACGAAUAAUUUUAUUAAUACCCUCUUAACAUAAAAAUGUUAAAUUUAAAAUUACUGAAUGUAUGUAUGUUUUUAAUAACAAAUUUCUAUGUGUAUUAUUAACACUACGGUGCCUUGCUCAGUAGUAGCCUUAAAAUGGUUGACGAUGAAACGAGGAACGCACAAUAUUGUCGCUAAUACUUAUAACUCAUAAUAGGUUACCCCUUAAAGAGUAACUUUCACUACAAUAAAUGUUGAGUCAUAAACUUUAUAAUAUUAAUUAGAAUGCAAAUACCACAGUUUAUGGAAAUACAUAUACGAGUACACACGUAUAAUUUUUAAUAAAAGUUUGACCUUAAAUAUGAC